This is a messenger RNA of Effrenium voratum, 1452 nucleotides long. NCBI's taxonomy places the organism in Eukaryota, Dinophyceae, Suessiales, Symbiodiniaceae. The record is from the annotation of a GenBank genome assembly.
AUGCUCGAUCUCAUCAAUGUCAGCUACGACACGCAAAUCCCGAACAAUGUCGGGCUCAGUUCGGACAAGCGCGUGCUCAAGGCGUUGGAAAAAUGGCAUCCGGGAUACAUCAACUGGUGGAACGACCUGAUCCCGGACAAUUUCCAGCAGUCGCUCGUUUAUCUGCGCACCGCCGUCUCCGUCGAUCCGAAGGGCUGGGCCAAGUUCGACUAUGUGAAGAUGCCCGAAUAUCGCUGGGGCGUGCUGCUGGCGCCGCAGGUCGAGGACCGGACCAUCCCGUGCGGCGAGCAUGCCGGCGAGGCGGCCUGGCAGGAGGUGCCGGGCGAAUAUCGCGCCAUGCUGCGCCGGCUGAUCGUCAUCCAGGGCGACACCGAGCCGGCAUCGGUCGAACAGCAACGGUUCCUCGGCAAGACCGCGCCGUCGCUCUACGACUUGCGCAACCUGUUCCAGGUCAAUGUUGAAGAGGGGCGCCACCUGUGGGCGAUGGUCUAUCUGCUGCACAAAUAUUUCGGCCGCGACGGCCGCGAGGAGGCCGACGAUCUGCUGCGCCGCUCGUCGGGCUCGGAGGAAGCGCCGCGCAUGCUGGGCGCCUUCAACGAGGAAACGCCGGACUGGCUGUCCUUCUUCAUGUUCACCUAUUUCACCGACCGCGACGGCAAGAUGCAGCUUGAAUCGCUCGCCCAGUCCGGCUUCGAUCCGCUGUCGCGCACCUGCCGCUUCAUGCUGACCGAGGAAGCGCACCACAUGUUCGUCGGCGAGACCGGCGUUGGCCGCACGAUCCAGGCCACAUGCGAAGCGAUGGUGAAGGCCGGCAUCGAGGAUCCUUACGACACCGACGCGAUCCGCGCGCUUGGCGUCAUCGACCUGCCGACGAUCCAGAAGAAGCUCAACCUGCACUACACGCUGUCGCUGGACCUGUUCGGCCAGGAGGUUUCGACCAAUGCGGCCAACGCGUUCAAUGCCGGCAUCAAGGGCCGCUACAUGGAGAGCCGGAUCGAUGACGAUCACAAGCUGCAUGGCGACACCUACGAGGUCUGGGACUUCGAGGACGGCAAGCUGGUGCGCAAGGAGGUGCCGGCUCUGACGGCGAUCAACAUGCGCCUGCGCGAUGAUUAUACGCGCGACGCAUCGGGCGGUGUCGGCCGCUGGAACAAGAUCAUCGAGAAGACCGGCAUCGAUUUCCAGAUGAAGCUGCCGCAUGAAUCCUUCAACCGGAAGAUCGGCGUCUUCGCCGACAAGCUGUUCGACCCGGACGGCAAGCUUCUGACCGGCGCCGAGUAUGAUGCGGGCAUGCCCGACUGGCUGCCGACCCAUGCCGAUGGGGAUUUCAUCCAGUCCCUGAUGGUGCCGGUCUACGAGCCCGGCCAGUAUGCAAGCUGGAUCGCGCCGCCCAAGGUCGGCAUCGACAACAAGCCGGGCGACUUUGAAUAUGUGAAGCUGCACAUGGCCUGA